GUUCUACUUUUUCAUCACUUAUAACCAAUACAAAUGUGAGAUUGUGCAUGUGCAAAGGUUUGCAACUAUGAUUGCAUUCAGGUGAACCUCAUCAGUAAUCACCAUCAUGCUUAUCAACAAUACUAGCAGUUUAGUGAACUCACAUUAGUAGGUUAAUUUGACCCAGGUGUGACACAAAGCUUUGCGUGGCACGUAAUCACAAGUGCAUUGGUCCUUAAAACAUGUCUCUUCAAAACUUUCUGAGACUGGCUUUGGUUGGUUUGACUCUUUCUUUCGUGGGAUGUUUGCCUGAUGUGUCACAGGGAAACAUCACGGAUGAUUCACAGAUUAAAACACCAGCGCUGGAAAAUUUCAAAAGUGUUAAUCCCCCCAUUCAAAAUCCAAAAAGAAACACUCUUCAAAGCAACCCAAAACAAUUUAACAGCAAUUAUCAGCUGCCCUGGAUCAACUCUGCCUCACACAACCAAAGAAAUGUCAAUGCAAAAACUCUUCAAAAAAGCUUCAGCCUCACUGACACAAGAGCUUCUGCAGAUGUAACCUAUUACAAUUCAGUCCCAAAUAAAGACCAGUCCAAAGUCAACAGCAGAAAUAAUACUGUUGAUUUAUCAACUGUCACGUUUAAUGAUGGAAUUGAUGCCAAAAGAAGCUAUGUUUUACAAACAGUCCAACAGGAACGAAAUCCCUUCGACUUUAAAUGGAGCCAAAUGAGCUCUAGUGAGAUUAAUCUGGCCCCAGGGCCAGCGAGGAAAAAUGGUGGAAUGUAUGCAGCAAAUGUGCAUAGAUUUGGCUUAUUUGGAUAUCAGCAUACUUCUAAAUCUAAAUCAGAAAUGCACCCAGACAGUUCACGACCAUUAGGGCUUAAUGAACCCUACUUGAGGGAAAACAUUCCAACUGAUUAUAUGUCUAGAAGCUCAAAGGUGAACCAUGCUGGAAACAUGCAGUUUGAUCAAUUUCUUCAAAACAAUGGCCAAAAUCAAAACGUGCUGAGGAGCGCUGUACUACCAAAUACAACUCCCUCAAUUGUAAGAUCAAAUCAACACAUGAGCAAACCAUUGCCACAAGCUUUUUCUGCUGUGACUGGAGUAAUUUCUCAAAUUUCCAACCAGAAUAUGAGGGAUGUAGCUUUUUCCAAGGUGUUCAAACCUCCAACAAUCCCAACGCCAAUAUCUCCUGCGUUUAGGAGAUCAAAUUCAAAUGGAAGUCAUGGCAUCCUUCCCUUAAAAAAAUCUCUGAUGUUUUCUUCUCAGCAUGAUCAGGCCAAGCUGUCUAAUUCUGAAAGCACUGCCAGUGCAAAAGCAAGUCUGCGAACCACUUUUGAGUACGGAAAUACAAAAUCAGCCACGAGCAGCUACGCUUUCAAAGACGUUCACUUGACAUCUCCGAAAAAUAGGGGACAAAGUAAUCAGAAAGUUGCAUCCAUUCAGACCUUUCACAGUCAAAAGAAGUAUGACGAUAUGGCUACAGGUUUAUCUGCCAACAGGCCUUUGGUGACUAAAAAUGCCCGCUCUUUCUUCCUAUCAAAUGAAAACAGUGGCAUCCAGAUGUCUGCGCUACUCAACCGGUCAAAACAAAACACAGACUUGACCCCACGAAUCCAGUUUGCAAGGAACACCGUGUUAGUUUCAGAACAUGAUAAAAACAUUAAUCUACCAGACCUAACAAAUCAUUUAUUAAAGAAGCCAAGUCAGCAUAGCAUCCAAAAUAGGUUAGAUCCGAACUCCUUCGGCCAAAGUACUGUACAAUUGUCCAUUAAACAUUAUCCUGCACCAAUUCUUGUGCCAAGUAAUACAAUGAAGAGCAUUCACAGUGUUAAUCCAUCUGUGUCUGGCACUCAGAGCACAUCUAAAAAUUCAGAUACAUCUAGUAGCCGAAACCGACCGUAUUAUCUAACUUCUAAAAAGCCAUAUGCUUUUAAAGGUUUCUCAUUCGUCCCUACGUUGCAGACAUCUCUACAAAAAAUAGAAAUGCACUCUCUUCCAAACUCAUCUAAUGUGCAAUAUGCCCCUGCUCGUCCACGUACCGCAUUAAGUGCACUCCCUCAAAAGUCCUUGAUACGCGAGAGAUACGAAAAAACACUUUUCCAGUUUAAGGACAUUGAGACAAGCCAAGAAAAACAACCUUAUCCAGAUCAGACAGAUUCUUCUGAUAACGUACCUCAGCGUGAAACCGUCUCUUCUACUGAAGGUGUAAGUAACCUAAUUUCUGAUGCUCCAAAGUAUCAUGUUGUUAGAGGUCAAGCUGUAGCGAUGAAAACAUCUCUCAGUGGCACAAAUACUACAAGUAAUGGAGCUGCUGAUGUAGUUCAGUCAAAAACAUCACAGAGGUGGAUUUCAAGUAGGCUUACUUCAGCACAGCACACUGAAUCUAACCGAGAUGAACUCCCAACAGUGAGAUCCUCAAAUGGCAGGUUUGUUGGACCCAACUCCAUAAAAUCCGUCAACAGCCAUAAGAAUCCCACAUCAGAGCUUAUUCUUCCAAUUUACAAGUCUUCUCUUAUGAAUAAAGUGACUGGGUAUUCUCAAAUACGCAAUGCUGUUAUCCAUCCACUUCAUAGGUAUAGCUUGAAGGAACAUGAAGGUCUGUUAAAUCCAUCAAAGGGAAUUAAUGACAGAACCACUGCUGGAAUAACGCAAUCAAAUAUAACUGAAAAUUACAGUCCCAUAAAAUUGAGACCGACAAGCAGCGUUGUGAUUGGUAGGCGGGUUGAGGUGACUCAAGAAGGAAAGAGAUCUGAGGAAAAUUCAAACCAGCAGAACAUCUAUGCAAUCCCAACCUCUCAAUCUGCAAUAUAUAGAUCUGCUGAUGUUAACAACUCUGCAAAGCCCACUUUCCAGUCAGCUAUACACAGAUCUGCUAUGAAACCUUUUGGGAAAGCCAACAUCCUGCAAGCUAAUUCAGCUUCAAACUGGAGGAACGAAACAUCUCAAAUCUCAGAAGCAAAUAUCGAUCUCAGUGCUAUUGGUGUGUCCCAGGCAUCAAGACCCACAAGCAGCUUUGUAGUCGUAAAGUACAUUAAUACAUCUGAUAAAGCCUCAACCAAAACAAAUUCAACAAAAACAGGCCUAAACAAUUAUAAACCAGUUCUGUUUUCAGAUAUAGCAGGCAGCGCCGCCUUCACCAACAUGAAACCACUUUAUGCUGACACCACGGCAAAUAAAGAAGUUGAUCUCAGAAGUGAUCAAAACGGCUCCAAUUCAACACCAGUGAUAGAGGAAAGUUUUAAACGGGUGUUUUUGGACAGUUCCUUUAUGACUUCGGGCCUACAAAACGAAACUGAUGAAAGUGCAUUGGAUUUAAGUGUCCUUGAGCUUAUGCCAACAGCUGCUAUAGACUUCACCACCGAAUCACAGAUGUCAUUUAUCGAAGAACAUACUCGACCUCAACCAACUGUCUAUUCCUCUGAAUCACAGCUGGAUCCUUGGGAUCACACCACCCCUACAGCAGAAGAUAUUGAUCCAUUUUAUGAGGAAACACUGAUACCCAACGCCACUUUGCUGGUCAAAAUUACCUCAGGUUGA
Molecule: messenger RNA, 3518 nt
Organism: Labeo rohita (rohu)
Lineage: Eukaryota; Metazoa; Chordata; Actinopteri; Cypriniformes; Cyprinidae
Exons: 3
Coding region: 222-3518 (1098 amino acids)
Source: RefSeq, a predicted model, not a curated record